AUGGCAAAUCCAUCAACCACCUGCCAAGCAAUUUCGGUGAUUGGGGCUGAACAGGGAGAAGGUUUCGAGACGCGGCGGAGUCUACUCUCGCCGGCCUGUGGUGGAGCCGUGAAGUUGCAGUGGACGCGGCGGAGCGGAGCCGUGAAUAGCAGUGACGCGGCAGAAGGAGCCACCUUCGUGGUGACCAACAGUGUCGCCGGCAAGGUCCUCUCCGGCAGGGGGUACAGGGAGUACAGGCUCGGGGACUACUCGAAUUGGCUACAGAACAGGGUCAACGACCACUGGGGCCGGGUUAGGAGCUAUUUGGUUGACAGUAACAUUUGUCAGAGGCUGCUUCAGGCUGGUUCGACCCCGGUGGACGAUUUUUACCGAGAGCAUCUAUCUGCGCUUCAGUUUUUUCACAUUGAAAUUUACCAUUCUGGAUGCUGUAAGCCCUCGAAUGAUUGCAACUUCACGUACGUGAGCCCAACAAACUGGACAAGGCCACAAACACCAGCUUCUAGCAACCCAGACUGUGCUCGGUGGAGCAAUGAGCCGAGAGUGCUCUGCUAUGGCUGCGACUCGUGCAAGGCUGGCCUUCUCGAUAAAUCAAGACCGACUGGAAGAGAGUUUCCGAACAACCGGGAGGACAACAGUGCCUGGAAA
Messenger RNA from Striga asiatica, 645 nucleotides. The record is from the annotation of a GenBank genome assembly. NCBI's taxonomy places the organism in Eukaryota, Viridiplantae, Streptophyta, Magnoliopsida, Lamiales, Orobanchaceae.